Messenger RNA from Eriocheir sinensis (Chinese mitten crab), 1983 nucleotides. RefSeq names its product putative mediator of RNA polymerase II transcription subunit 12. The record is from RefSeq and is a predicted model, not a curated record. Gene Ontology annotation, cellular component: transcription regulator complex; nucleus. Bases 21 to 1409 code for a protein of 462 amino acids. Gene Ontology annotation, biological process: regulation of transcription by RNA polymerase II. Lineage: Eukaryota; Metazoa; Arthropoda; Malacostraca; Decapoda; Varunidae. The transcript has 3 exons.
AGAUUAAUCAUUACAGAAACAUGAAUAAAGGCAAGAGGAGAAGAGUAAAGCAGAUUGGCAUGGAGGGCUCCUAUGACUUUGACUCUGAGGAGGAGGAGGAGGAGGAGGAGGAAGGAGAACAAGAGGAGAGGGAACAAAUAGCAGAGCACGAAGAACCGGGACAAGAGGACGAAACACAAGAGUGGAGGCGUGGGCGCUUCACACCCGCCCAGGAGGAGGAGCUGGCACAGUGGUUUUGUGACAACCCUUGUUUCUACGACCAGUCGCAGAGGUUCCACUUCAACAGGGCCAAGAGGGACAAGAUGAUGCAGGACAAGGCCAGGUCCAUGGGCUUAAAUGCGUCCAAGCUGCAGACGUGGUGGAACACCAUGCGCACCCGCUAUGGCAAACUGAGGGGCACAGUGGGCAAGUCCAGUUCAGGAGGCAGGAAGCCCACACCCAGGCAGGCGUGGGUGGUGAGGAGGUUCUCCUUCCUAGAGUCUUACCUACAAGUGAGGAGCGCCAGUGCCCGCCAUGCACUCGCACCCAGACAAAAACCAGCAGCAGAGGCAGCAGCAACAGAGGAGGAGGAGGAGGAGGAGGAGGAAGUGGCCCCGCCUGAGCAGCCUGCCUCCAGCUCGUCUGCUGCAUCCACACCCGCACAGGCCACACCUGGCACCUUCGCAGGCUCCGCUCAUCGCAGGGGUGCCCAAGCAAUGUCUCGUUCUUCAGAGGAGGCCAUGGCAGAGAUGUCCUCACGAAUGGUAGUACUUAUGCCCCUGCAGGAUCAGAUGAAGCAAUUCAUGACAGAUGCCAGGAACAAAAAGGUGUCCUUUUGUUCCUGGGUAGCAAAUGAACUGGAGCCCCUGGACGCAGCGUGGUCCACCUGCUGUCAAGAAAUUUUUGCCGUUGUGAUGCGGCACAGGGACUCGUUCAUGAAGGGACAAGUCUCCCAACAGUUCAGGCAAGCUGCUCCUCAACAGUUUCAGCAAGCUGCUCCUCCUCAGCAGUUCCAGCAUGCUCCUCCUCAGCAGUUUCAGCAAGCUACUCCUCAGCAGUUCCAGCAAGCUGCUGCUCCUCAGCAGUUGCAGCAAGCUCCUCCUCAGCAGUUGCAGCAAGCUGCUGCUCCUCAACAGUUCCAGCAAGUUCCUCCUCCUCAACAGUUCCAGCAAGCUGCUGCUCCUCAACAGUUGCAGCAAGCUGCUGCUCCUCAGCAGUUCAGCCAGCCUCAGCCAUUUCUUGCACAGCUUGGGUCACAGCCAGGGUCACAGCAACACGUCUUUUCGGCAACCAGCCUUGGCAAUAUCUCACUGGAUCUUGACGGUAGUUUUCUCAGUAGCCAGACUGACCCGCUGGAUGCGCCAGCACGGUCCAGCAUGCCGUGGAAACAGAAAAAGGACAAAAGGGGCAAGAAAAGAGGAGGCCACUGAAAACCGUAUAGGAUGGUUUCUGAAAUUGUUUUUUGGCAGUAGCGCCGGUAGGCUUUCUUGGUUGGGCCUGGUAGUCGGCUCAAGCCCGUCUUGGCGCAGGUAAGUGUUUAUAGUGGUUCCAUCUAUUCUUGGCUCAUGAUGCCCCCGGAGCUCAUUCUUGAUUUCCCUCGAACAGUUCUUCUUAGAAUCCAGGUUGAUAGGUGGUCUUCAGGACAGCAUGUAAGUAGUUGUAGGCCACUCAACAGUGACUUGAAAAAUCCCAGGUGGUGGAGGCGGAUUCAAACCCACGACAUCCAGAACGCAGCGGAACGCGGGAUCGACACGCUAACCACUCAGCCCCCACCUCCCCCAAUUUGUUAUAACUGUAAAGUGGACUAUGGCAAAGGACUUUCCUGAAACUUUUUGCUUUAAUAUUCUGUGUGACAUGAUAUUUCUAGUAUUGUAAGUUCUUGAUGGUUGAUAAAUAUGUAUUCAUAUGACACAUCAGUUUUUUAUUCAUAGUAUAAAAUGGGGAAAAAAUAAAUGCUGCUGAAUGAAAAGAUAUUUUUGGCCAAAAUAAAAACUAUUUUAUUUC